Molecule: messenger RNA, 907 nt
Organism: Suillus subaureus
Lineage: Eukaryota; Fungi; Basidiomycota; Agaricomycetes; Boletales; Suillaceae
Exons: 4
Coding region: 256-792 (178 amino acids)
Source: RefSeq, a predicted model, not a curated record
CUUCAACUGGGAUCUCGAGUGCUUAUUGCUCACGACACACCAGAAACGGUGCCAGGCUUUCCUUUCAGCAGGUAAGCCUGAUGAAGCCCUCGAAGCCCACCGAUGCAUGAUGGACGCCAUUGACGAAAAUGGGAAGGCCAGCUGCCUCGAUUGGUCUAACGGCAUGUUCUCAGUGACGUCGUCACCCGAGACUAUCAUACUCACCUUCAUUUCACUCAGAAUUCAAGGAGCAAUGUAGUGCGCUCGCCGCGCACGAUGACCGUAUUCUUGGCGUAUGCACUCUCUUCCUCAUCCCUUUCUCUACUGACCUGUAUACAGGCGGAGGUCCACGGGCAAGAUCAGGAUGGCUAUGAUACAGAACCCAAUUUUUUCCAGGGAAUGCAAGAAAAUUCUCACACCUCUCGACUACGACCUCAGCAGCGCCCGGGGCGCUUCAAGAGAGUCAGGCUCCUUUUGACGAGGAACCCACAUCGUGCACCCGCACCCCCCAUCACCACACCACCAGUCGCCGUCACUACUACCUUAAGAACCCACCUACGACACUUAUUCACCCGGCCACUUCAUCAUGGAACGCUGCCUGUCGUCGAAGUUCCUUUCGCAAAGGGUAAAGAGCGUAAUGCUGCAGCGGGUGCUCCUGGCAAGGACCCGGACAUCGUACCUUAUGAGGAUCAGGAUCUUGAUACUACUCAACCGGACUCUAAUACACAGCAGCAACAGCACCAGCAACAACCAGUAGUAGUGCAGGUAAACCCUGGCGAACAUGGGGGCGGGAAGUCGUGUGUCUGCUGCUAGCAGGUCUUGUCAUGACUGCAUCCUUAUCAUUAUUUCGCGUCAUUGUCCAUAGCUAAUUAUAAUUAUCAAACUCGUGUCCUCCAUAUGUACAGCUCGGCUUGCGCAUAGCAAAUGA